This is a messenger RNA of Morchella sextelata, 735 nucleotides long. RefSeq lists its product as uncharacterized. The record is from RefSeq and is a predicted model, not a curated record. The transcript has 3 exons. Lineage: Eukaryota; Fungi; Ascomycota; Pezizomycetes; Pezizales; Morchellaceae. Bases 1 to 735 code for a protein of 244 amino acids.
AUGGCAUCCCCACCCCUUAUCUCCCUCGCGGCCCCCUCCGCCACCAGCGCCCUCGCCACCCCUUUCCACACAGCCCUCGGCGUUCUGUGUCACGGCGUGAUGCAGCGGCGUCGCGUGCUGCGGGUGGUGGGUGUUGAUGCUGUAGCUUGGGAGCGCGGCAAACAGCGCGGUGAGCAGCGGCGCGUGGUCCAGCGUGAUCGCGAGCGUCAUGUACUUGGUCGUGAAGAAGGCGCCGGCGGCAAGGGCGCGCGAGAGUUGGCGGGGGUUGUUGCGGUAGAUGGACCAUGUCAGGACGUGUUCCGCGUGCUGCGUCACCGCGUUGUCGAGCUUGUGGAGGAACACAGAGUGGAGGUAUUCGGCGAUAUCGAGGUGGAGCUCGGGGGGGAGGGAGAGGAGAUUGGUGGUGGGGAGGGCGGGGGGGAGACUGGUGGGGGAAGACUGGCGGAGAGAUGGAUCGGGCCAUCGAGGGGUAGGAGGGUGGAGGGGAGACCGGCGAGGGGAAGACUGGUGGGCAUCGAGGGGGGGCCAUCGAGGGGGAGGAUGGCGGGGAGGAGGGGGGAGGGGAGGCCAUCGGGGUGGAGGAUGGCGGGGAGGAGGGCGGAGGGGAGCCCGGCGAGGGGAAGAAUGAUAGGGGUAGAUACAGGCGGGAAGACUGACGGGGUGAGAGGGGGGGCCAUCGAAGACGGGGAGAAGGAAGGUGCUGGAGAUAGCGGUAAGGUCGGUGAUGUGGUGUGA